UAAAAGUGGACCAAAGGUCCGUGUGGUCUGUCACAUUGGACGUGGUAAAAUGUAAAUAGCGCAACGACAGACGCAGCUGCCCGUGAAUAAAAAAAACAGCCUUCGCUUGUGUAAAGAUAUUCAACGACAACCCGAGUCAAGAAUGGCAGGAGUGUUUGACAUAGACUUGGAGACAGAAGACGUCAGUGAAACAGAGGAAGAUGUCUGUGACUUCACUGUGACAGAGCCAGAGAAUGUCCAGACGGAGGAGGUGGAGCUGACCAGUGAGAGUGUCAACAGAGACAGUGAGAGGGUUGGCCCAGAUUGUUUUGAGCUUCUCACAGUGUUGGGCAAAGGAGCCUAUGGCAAAGUUUUCCAGGUGAGAAAAGUUCAAGGAGCACAGAUUGGAAAGAUCUUUGCCAUGAAAGUUCUGAAAAAGGCCAAGAUUGUUUGUAACGCUAAAGACACGGCUCACACUCGAGCCGAGCGGGAGAUCCUGGAGACGGUGAGACACCCGUUCAUCGUGGAUCUUCUCUACGCCUUCCAGACGGGGGGGAAACUCUACCUCAUCCUGGAAUGUCUCAGUGGGGGGGAGCUGUUUAUGCAGCUGGAGAAAGAAGGCAUCUUCAUGGAGGACACUGCUUGCUUUUAUCUAGGGGAGAUCACUCUGGCCCUGGGUCACCUUCACUCUAACGGGAUUAUUUACAGAGAUCUCAAACCUGAAAACAUCAUGCUGAAUCACGAAGGACACAUCAAACUGACAGACUUUGGCCUGUGUAAGGAAUCCAUCCACGAUGGCUCCGUCACACAUACUUUCUGUGGAACCAUUGAGUACAUGGCUCCAGAGAUUCUGACCAGGUUGGGACAUAACAGAGCAGUGGACUGGUGGAGCCUGGGGACCCUGAUGUACGACAUGAUGACUGGAUCGCCUCCGUUCACUGCUGAAAACAGGAAGAAAACCAUCGACAAGAUCUUAAAGUGUAAACUCAAUCUGCCUCCAUACCUGACCAUUGAUGCCAGAGACCUGAUCAAAAAGCUUCUGAAGAAGAAUCCAGCACAGAGACUUGGCUCCAGUAAAGCAGACUGUGCUGACAUUCAGAAACAUCCCUUCUUCAAGCACAUCAACUGGGACGACCUGCUGAACAAGAGGGUGGAACCUCCCUACAGGCCACAGCUGCAGUCGGACGAGGACGUGAGUCAGUUUGACACCAGGUUCACCAGACAGACGCCGGUGGACAGUCCAGACGACACCACACUGGGCCACAGUGCAGAGCUGGCCUUCGCCGGUUUCACCUACGUGGCUCCAUCGGUCCUGGAGAGUCUAAAGGAGGGAUUUUCCUUUGAGCCCAGAACUCGACCCAUACGCAGACACAAUAGCAGCCCCCGCACACCCAUAAGUCCCCUGAAGUUUUCUUCUGCUGGACCGUUCAAAAUCUCCAUGGAUCGAGAACCAGACGUCUUCUCUCCCACCUCUCCCCCGCCAGCACCUGUUUCUGCACUGUUGGACAACGGCACCGCCAGUCGGCCAAUCAGGACGCCUGCGAGGAACAAGAAGCAGAAGGGACAUUGUAGAUGAUCUGGACCUGUCUCUGCUGCAGGAACACGGUCAGAUCAGUGUCUCAGAGACCUGAAGGUUUCUCUUUGUUCUGCUUCUGGAAGGGCUUUUAUUUCGAGGUGUUUGAGCAGUUGGUGAACGAGUCACUGUGUGUGGCUCCCUUUGUAUUUCUUCUUCUUUAGGCUGAUGUCACUGAAUCAUCACUGAGUGUUCAUGCUUUAAAACCAGGCUGCAUCUGUACCUCCUUACUUGUUUCUGAAUAUAGGUCUUGACCCCAGUGCUGCCUAUGAACCGUCUUUGACCUCUGUGCAGGCCUGUGUCGGGUCAUUCAUCAGUUCUGGCCUUUCCUGGCAGACAGAACUUGAAGACCAUGUUUGUCCAGACGGUAGACAGUUGAAUGUACAACUGAGGCCUCACACAAAUCCACUGACUCCUUCAGUAAACCAGAACACGUGUUUGGUCCAGACCACACACCGAGUUUAACUGCACCGGUUGGUCAAAGCUCCAAGGUUGAACCAGCUGUAAACCCACUGGUCUGAUCAGAGUGUGGACUUUGGUGGAGGAGAGUCCACACUGGACAGUCUUCUUUAGAACAGCUGAGUAAUAUGGUUCAUUCCAUAUUUACUCCACAUCAAAGUGUUAUUAUUGGAAAAAAAGCUGACUUUAGCUGUCGACCUUUAGCUUAGUGUCAAAGCGAUAGGUAUAGAGCUCAGGGACCAACCAACUUUUAACCUUGAGCUGAGCGUCAAAGCGAUGUCCUUUGCACGGCCUUUAAAAUACUUAGAUAAAGGAGUGAAGCUUGAAUGUUUCUGUUUUUAAUUUAUCCUCAUAUUUAAUCAUGGCUGCCAUGUGGAUGCUAAUGUUCUGCCUGAGAGUUCUUCUCAUUUCACUUCACUCACUGUUUUUUCCUACCUCCAUAAACUCUCGUGUGGAGCAGACAAAUCAUAAUUUGACCAGUUCUCCAACUUCUCUGAAACACAACACAACACACUGGAAGUGGUGUAUAUAUAUAUAAAGAGUAUUUUUCACAUGUAUUUAUUUUUACAAAUGAAACUUACUUUGAAACACGAAUGUUUGAUCGGUGCUCAGAGUGAGUUCUUACUCUGCACCAUGGGACUGAAGACUGCAGUGCUGAACCCGUGCACCGCACUGCACCUCAGUGAAAGACAGAGUUCAACUGAAUCACAGCAACAGUGACAACAACACGUGAAAAAGAACGGCUGGGAGACCAGAGGUGUGAGGCUGAGUGUCGACCAGAGUUAGGGUUCUAACACUGUUCCUGUGACCAUUUGUCAUUAUAUAAAUAAACAUCGUAUUAUUUAUCAUUACAUGAUUUAUCAUCAAACAUCUCAUGUCAACUGUCAAGUGAGUGCGCAGCCCCUAGUGGCCACCUUGAGCAGUUUAUGGCCGAUUUGCUUGAGUAAGGCCGCAUUUCUACAAAAUAUGCCCGAGGGAAUCGCCCAGAAUUCAUAGCGUGCAGCUAACUUUUAAGAGCCAGCUGUGAGGAUGGAGAGAAGCAACAUAAAACCAGAUGCUGCUUCUUCUGUCAUAAAUUUGUUUUUUAAAAAGGCAAUAAAAUAAGAGGAAAAUAAAGAAGGAAUACAAGGAUUGCAAUUUUUCAAACAUCAAAUUAUUAUCAUGAGAGAAAAUUAAAGACAGAGCCCAGGGUUCUCUUUCUAAUUUACAGGAAUAAGACCCCCUGAGAACAAACGACUAAAUAACGAAAUCACAACUGAAGCAACGAAGGAACACUGGUGAUGUCAUGAGGGGGCGGUGUUCAUGCCUAAAUAGGAACUGUGUAGGAUCUGGAACUGUUUUAAAGUAUCUGAAUGGUUCGUCCUUAUAAUGGAGGUCUUAGAUUCACACUAACAAACACGUGAAUGUUGGAUUUACAGCUCUGUCGUUGAACCCACUGGACUUUCUAAGGUUAGCGUUGGCCUUUAAAAUCCAGAGACUACAACAAGUUCAAUUCCAAAAAUAGAUGAAAUAAAUGGUAACAUAAGGAGGUUCUCAACCACUGGGCCCCCAGUUGAGCACCAGGCUGUAGGUUAUUAGAUAUCGGGUCGCAAAGGGAAAAAAAAUUGCAUUGAAUCUCAGUAUGAACAGUGUUUAAUUUUGAUUGAAUUGUUUAUCUUCAUCAUGUGUGCCAGUGGAGAAUAAAAACAAUCAGUGUUUCUUCUGGGUGUAAAUCAUUCUUUAAAGUUUGAACAAAUAAAAUGACCUGAAAACUC
This is a messenger RNA of Cynoglossus semilaevis (tongue sole), 3765 nucleotides long. RefSeq names its product ribosomal protein S6 kinase beta-2-like. The record is from RefSeq and is a predicted model, not a curated record. Gene Ontology annotation, molecular function: protein serine/threonine kinase activity; ATP binding. The transcript is spliced from 16 exons. The coding region runs from base 143 to 1555 and encodes 470 amino acids. Gene Ontology annotation, biological process: protein phosphorylation; signal transduction. Lineage: Eukaryota; Metazoa; Chordata; Actinopteri; Pleuronectiformes; Cynoglossidae.